CGUAGUUUGUUUGUUUACUUUGAAUAUUUGUUUUUGUAUUCUUAAAAAAAGUAAAAAUAAAUCAAUCCUUAAAAACAAAUGUAAUUAUGGCUUAUUCAACAAUCUUCAAUGCAUUCGAACUCCUCGUCGCCCAAAAAGCUUCAAUCCGUCCCAAGCUGCAUUCUCUAUCCACAGACUUAUUUCCAUCGAAUGGUCCCGCUGCUAAGUCUCUGAUAGAAAUCACUGGUCCAAGUAAUUCCGGAAAGACCCUUCUUCUUAACGAAAUCAUAGCCCUCACAAUUCUACCAACCUAUUUCAAUGGCAAGGAAUCAAAUGUUAUACUAAUUGACUUGGAUCACAAGCUAUCAAUCCCUCAUCUGAUGAAAGUAGCUGAAAAGAUCAUCAAGAAUUCCGGCGAGAAGACCAGCCAAGAAGAUAUACAAUUCACAAUUGAAUUGCGAAUGCAAUCUGUUCAGAUUAUAAACUGUUACACUCCAGAUCAGCUCGAGAUGGCAAUGGACACCUUGGAAGACCUAUUGGUAGCAAAUCCCGAUAUAGCUUUAUUGGCUAUUGAUAAUAUUGGAGCCUUCUAUUGGCUUGACACCGAAAAGAAGCUUCUAAAGAAAGAAACUCAUUAUAGAAAUCACAUAACAAGACUGAAGAAUAUCUGUAGGAAGCAUAAUAUCGUGUGUGCUUAUACGAUGGAGACGAAUUAUAUUCAGUCGAAGGGACUUCGAGCAAAUAUCGAUUAUAGAUUUGAAAUGCAACAAAAUUCCAAUGAUGGAUUACUUGGUAUGACUGCUAUUGAGUCGGCUCCUGGUCCUUCAGUUGAUAAGAUAAUAAGAGUUGAUGAAUUCGGGAUGCACUUUAUUUAGUUAUUCCAUUGUUUAUGAAUCUUUAUACCUACGUAGGUUUUUAUUUAUUUUUAAGUUUUAACGUUAAUAAAGCCGCUUUUCUAUUUUAA
Eupeodes corollae is the source of this 943-nucleotide messenger RNA. RefSeq lists its product as uncharacterized. The record is from RefSeq and is a predicted model, not a curated record. NCBI's taxonomy places the organism in Eukaryota, Metazoa, Arthropoda, Insecta, Diptera, Syrphidae. Bases 87 to 854 code for a protein of 255 amino acids. Gene Ontology annotation, molecular function: ATP binding; four-way junction DNA binding; ATP-dependent DNA damage sensor activity. Gene Ontology annotation, biological process: double-strand break repair via homologous recombination; DNA strand invasion. The transcript has a single exon. Gene Ontology annotation, cellular component: replication fork; centrosome; Rad51B-Rad51C-Rad51D-XRCC2 complex.